Charadrius vociferus (killdeer) is the source of this 3926-nucleotide messenger RNA. RefSeq names its product EPH receptor A5 (gene EPHA5). Bases 21 to 2927 code for a protein of 968 amino acids. NCBI's taxonomy places the organism in Eukaryota, Metazoa, Chordata, Aves, Charadriiformes, Charadriidae. Gene Ontology annotation, cellular component: neuron projection; plasma membrane. Gene Ontology annotation, molecular function: protein binding; ATP binding; transmembrane-ephrin receptor activity. Gene Ontology annotation, biological process: protein phosphorylation; axon guidance; cell surface receptor protein tyrosine kinase signaling pathway. The record is from RefSeq and is a predicted model, not a curated record. The transcript is spliced from 17 exons.
UACUGGACUCACGCACAGUAAUGGGGGAUCUAGGAUGGAUAGCCUACCCAAAAAAUGGGUGGGAAGAAAUUGGUGAGGUGGAUGAAAACUAUGCUCCAAUACACACAUACCAAGUAUGCAAGGUAAUGGAACAGAAUCAGAACAACUGGCUUCUGACCAGCUGGAUCUCUAAUGAAGGGGCGUCCCGCAUCUUCAUUGAGCUCAAAUUCACCCUGAGGGACUGUAACAGCCUUCCGGGAGGACUUGGGACUUGCAAAGAGACUUUUAACAUGUAUUACUUCGAAUCAGAUGAUGAAGAUGGGAGGAACAUCAAAGAAAACCAGUACAUCAAGAUCGAUACCAUUGCUGCUGAUGAGAGCUUCACAGAGUUAGACCUCGGUGACAGAGUUAUGAAGCUAAACACAGAGGUGAGAGAUGUUGGACCCCUAACAAAAAAGGGAUUUUACCUCGCUUUCCAGGACGUGGGUGCCUGCAUCGCCCUGGUCUCUGUGCGCGUGUACUACAAGAAAUGCCCAUCGGUGAUCCGCAACCUGGCCCGCUUCCCUGACACCAUCACGGGAGCGGACUCCUCACAGCUGCUAGAGGUGUCGGGCGUCUGUGUCAACCACUCAGUGACUGAGGAGGCACCGAAGAUGCACUGCAGCGCUGAGGGGGAAUGGCUGGUGCCCAUUGGGAAGUGCUUGUGCAAGGCAGGGUACGAGGAGAAGAACAACACCUGCCAAGUAUGCAGACCUGGGUUCUUCAAAGCUUCACCCCACAGUCCAUCCUGCAGCAAAUGUCCCCCUCACAGCUACACGCUUGAUGAAGCAUCCACAUCUUGCCUGUGUGAAGAACACUAUUUUAGGAAGGAAUCAGACCCACCUACAAUGGCCUGUACAAGACCCCCCUCUGCUCCUCGGAGUGCCAUCUCAAAUGUUAACGAGACUAGUGUCUUUCUGGAAUGGAUUCCCCCUGCUGAUACUGGUGGAAGGAAAGAUGUGUCUUAUUAUAUUGCAUGCAAGAAGUGCAACUCACACUCAGGUCUGUGUGAGGCGUGUGGCGGUCAUGUCAGGUACCUCCCCCAGCAAACCGGCCUGAAAAACACCUCUGUCAUGAUGGUGGAUCUGCUUGCUCAUACAAACUAUACCUUUGAAAUUGAGGCAGUGAAUGGAGUGUCCGACCAGAACCCCGGAGCCCGGCAGUUUGUGUCUGUAAAUGUAACCACAAACCAGGCAGCACCUUCUCCAGUCAGUAGUGUGAAAAAAGGGAAGAUAACUAAAAAUAGCAUCUCCCUUUCCUGGCAGGAGCCAGAUCGACCCAACGGCAUCAUCCUGGAAUACGAAAUCAAAUAUUUUGAAAAGGACCAGGAGACAAGCUACACCAUCAUCAAAUCCAAAGAGACAACGAUUACGGCAGAUGGCUUGAAACCAGGCUCGGCCUACGUCUUCCAGAUUCGAGCCCGGACAGCUGCUGGCUAUGGUGGCUUCAGCCGAAGAUUUGAGUUUGAAACCAGCCCAGUGUUAGCUGCAUCCAGCGACCAGAGCCAGAUUCCUAUAAUUGUUGUGUCUGUAACAGUGGGAGUCAUUCUGCUGGCUGUUGUUAUCGGUUUCCUUCUCAGCGGAAGUUGCUGCGAUCAUGGCUGUGGGUGGGCUUCUUCUCUGCGUGCUGUUGCCUAUCCGAGCCUAACAUGGCGAUGUGGCUAUAGCAAGGCUAAACAAGAUCCAGAAGAAGAAAAGAUGCAUUUUCAUAAUGGCCACAUUAAGCUGCCUGGAGUAAGGACCUACAUUGACCCCCACACCUAUGAGGACCCUAAUCAAGCUGUCCACGAGUUUGCUAAGGAAAUCGAAGCUUCGUGCAUAACCAUUGAAAGAGUUAUUGGAGCUGGUGAAUUUGGGGAAGUCUGCAGCGGGCGGCUGAAGCUGCAGGGAAAGCGUGAGUUUCCAGUGGCUAUCAAAACCCUGAAGGUGGGCUACACGGAGAAACAGAGGCGAGAUUUCUUGGGAGAAGCAAGCAUCAUGGGGCAGUUUGACCACCCCAACAUCAUCCACCUGGAAGGCGUCGUCACAAAAAGCAAACCAGUAAUGAUAGUCACUGAAUACAUGGAAAAUGGUUCUCUGGAUACAUUUUUAAAGAAGAACGAUGGGCAGUUCACGGUCAUUCAGCUGGUUGGGAUGCUGCGAGGCAUCGCGUCAGGAAUGAAGUACCUGUCUGACAUGGGUUACGUACACAGAGAUCUGGCUGCCAGGAAUAUCCUAAUCAACAGCAACUUAGUCUGCAAGGUGUCAGACUUUGGCCUCUCCAGAGUCCUGGAAGAUGACCCUGAAGCAGCAUACACAACCAGGGGAGGGAAGAUCCCCAUCCGAUGGACAGCACCCGAAGCGAUCGCCUUCCGCAAAUUCACAUCGGCCAGCGAUGUCUGGAGCUAUGGCAUCGUGAUGUGGGAGGUGAUGUCCUACGGCGAGAGGCCUUACUGGGAAAUGACAAACCAAGAUGUGAUUAAAGCCGUGGAGGAAGGCUAUCGCCUGCCAAGUCCCAUGGACUGCCCUGCUGCUCUCUACCAGCUAAUGCUCGACUGCUGGCAGAAAGACCGCAACAGCAGGCCCAAGUUUGACGAAAUUGUCAGCAUGUUGGACAAGCUCAUCCGUAACCCAAGCAGCUUGAAGACGUUGGUUAAUGCAUCGAGCAGAGUAUCAAAUCUGUUGGUAGAGCACAGUCCAGUCGGGAGUGGUGCCUACAGGUCGGUGGGUGAGUGGCUGGAAGCCAUCAAAAUGGGCCGAUACACGGAGAUCUUCAUGGAGAACGGAUACAGUUCGAUGGAUGCAGUGGCUCAGGUGACCCUAGAGGAUUUGAGGCGGCUGGGAGUGACACUUGUUGGUCACCAGAAGAAGAUAAUGAACAGCCUUCAGGAGAUGAAGGUCCAGUUGGUGAAUGGGAUGGUGCCAUUGUAACUUGGUUUUAAAGUUGCUUCCUCAAGUGGGUCAGUCCUGCACUUUGUACACUAGCCCUGAGAUUUAUUUUGACUAAAAAAAAAAAGAAAAGAUAAAAAGGGAAAUUCAGUGGUUUCUAUAACUGAAGGACAUUGGCCUCUGCCGCAGUGUUUCUAAAGCAGUGUUUGACUGAAGUUUUCCUUUUCUUCCUAUUUGUAUCCUCAUUUUCAUGAAGUUAAUGUAAGAUGCAUGGAACAUGGAAACGAAUCUGCUGUACAUGAGGCUAACCCGUCUCUUAAGCUUCAGCGACUACAACAACAAGCCUUCCCACCACACGUUGUCUGUACAUGGGAGAUAGAUAGAUAUAUAUAUAGCACUUUUAUAUACUGAAUUACAGCAGCACAUGGUAAUACUUCCAAGGACUGACUUGAGUGGAGGAGUUCUGUAGCCGUUCGUGGGCUCCCAAAAGCUGCGGUUUACUGAAGUUUAACUUCGAGUCUUACUUGUCUACAGAAGUGUAUUGAAGAGCAAUAUGAUUAGAUUAUUUCUCGAUAGAUAUUUUGUUUUGUAAAUUUAAAGAAAAGAAAAAAAUGCUGUUACACAGCAUUAAGUUAUAGAGACUAGUGUAUAAACAUGUUGCUUGCUCCAUGGCAAAUACAAUACAGGGUGUAUAUUUUUUUUCCUCCCUCUGUGUUACCAAGUUCUUUUCGUUUGCUUUUCUGGGAGGAUAAUACACGACAGAGAUGUAUAUACUGUACAGUUUGCUACGCAUCAGGUACAAGAUCGGGGCUCUUUCCUUGAUUUGUUCUUUUUUUUUCCCCUCCUCUUUUACUUUGUUUUGUUUCCCUUUUCUGUUACUGCUAUGCUUUGUAUUUUUGCUGCUGUUUGGUUUGAGCAACAUAUAAAACCUUCAGGAAUUUUGGUUGCGUAUAUGAGGUAGAGGGAGUCUGCUUAAAUAAAAGGCAUCACCCCCUCUUCCUUUCCACCAUGGGCUGGGGACAUCCAGAAGAAGAAAAGUAA